Messenger RNA from Exophiala xenobiotica, 1128 nucleotides. RefSeq lists its product as uncharacterized. NCBI's taxonomy places the organism in Eukaryota, Fungi, Ascomycota, Eurotiomycetes, Chaetothyriales, Herpotrichiellaceae. The record is from RefSeq and is a predicted model, not a curated record. The transcript has 2 exons. The coding region runs from base 1 to 1128 and encodes 375 amino acids.
AUGGCGACUCCCUCAAACCACAAUACUAUCGACAAAACGACGAUUGGAAGAGAUUGGGACAGACUACCCGUCGAGGUCAUCUCCAUGAUCAUCGGCCAUCUCGACAGAGACGACCUCAAGAAUUGUCGACUGGUAGACAACUGCACCGGCCUUCAAGCGACAUGUCGGUUGUUCCGCGCUAUUCAUAUCUGGCCGACCACGCGCAGCGGUGAAGUAGCAGGGAAAGUCAACAACCCCAAGCUGUCAGGUUUUGUGCGUUGCUUGGAGUGGCAUUGGAAUCCACUCGUCUGCCGAUGUCACUUUGUCUACCUAUGCUGCAUGUAUAACGGCAUUGAUUACUUUAAGAGCUUUGGUCACCCGUACAUGCGAGACCUUCUGCAAAGCCUUUCUCGCCCGAACGCCUUGUGCUAUACCAACGGCAGGAUUGAAAAGUCGGACGGAGCGUGCAAUUUGCACGGCAGUCUCCCACAGGGAGGCGGACUGAGAGCACCUCCACCACGAUCAAGAGUCGAGAGAUUGCUGAACACCAUCUUAGUCAACUUAUCAGUGACGGAAACGGCUGGAUCGCCUUAUGUCGCCCAUGAGAAACCAGCCUUGUGUAAAGAGAGCAAAUUCAAGGUCAUCUUCGAGACGCGAGACCGCGAUCACAGCCUUACCCUCCUUUUCCAUGCCCCAAAGAUCGACGGUCGCUGGAAUGUCGCCAGAUUAUUUCAAACUCUGGGAGGAUUGCAGAAGCUAUUACCUUCGGUAGAGGACUUAGUGUUGGGUUUCGGAGCGAUGACGGUGGAACACCAACUCUAUCUUUACAGCGAGUCUUCGAUGAUGGGUACAAUGAGUCGAUACUUAAUGUCUCGCAGUUUCUCCCGACUGAAGAACUUGACCCUUGGCAAGGUAAUCACUACCGAGGAUGAACUCUGGCAAUUCAUUGUACGCCAUAGGGAGACAUUGAACUCGCUCACCUUCCGCAACGUAUGUCUCAGCCAAGACGUGUCAACAGGAGCGUUCAACGGAGCGGCUCCGAAAGUCGGAAUCGUGAAGCUUCUUCGUGAGGAGACGCAGUUCAAGGAUCUGGCUUUUCACGACGAGGGAACCAUCCAUGCUAGAAGGGGAGGGCACGUCGAUGUAUGA